ACUGCUCUGGCGCUUUCACGACAACUGUGAACAUGGAAAAUAUGAGGUCAAAUCAUGACUUCAUGACUUCAGGUCGUAAAUUUGGAGCUCUAGAAAGAGGCCCGACUUGGAAUUCCAGAAGUCUUGGACUUACUAAAGUCGGAAGUCGGAGACUUCCGAGUUCCCAGUUGUUUUGAACGCGGCAUCUCCUAUCUCCCUUCGCCGUGACGUAGGGGUGCCUGCACAAUCCAACAUGGAGUAGCGAGCGAUGGGGCUCUAGCGGGGCCACCCCUCGGUAACGCCAGUGCCCAUUCAGCAACGCUGAACGGGCCGUCGAAAACCGGGCCCCCAGAAUUUAGGAGGCACAUGUUUUACUUCACCGUAUUACCCUGAGGAUUAUAAACUUUCGGAGAGUCUUUAUUUUACACAAGCAACUGGUUGGCAUAACAAGAAAAGGACAGCAGAGAGAGAGAAACCUACUGUAGUCUAAGACUGAAGCAAAGAGCGCUGUGUAUUCACACAAAGGCAGCGGAAAGAUAGGCUUCUACGCGGAAUAGAAGGGAAAGGACUGAGGAUAGGUGUUGAAAAAAAUGACGAGCAAAAAGCAUGCACCCGCAUUGGGAUAUUAUUUCAGGUGAAACGAGAAAAUGAUAGAAGAAACACACCCAAGCGACGACAGCUACAUCGUGUGUGUAAAAGCCGUGGUGAUGGUGAGGGAUGAUUCCAGUGGAGGCUGGUUGGUCCAGGACGGGGGGGCUCUGAGUAGAGUGGGAGUCUGCAGGGUCCUGCCCCCCGAGCUGGGGCUGGGACUCGCCCCCCUGGGUCACUCCCACUUCCUCAUCCAUGGAGAACGUCUACGGGACAAACAGGUGAGGGACAAACAGGUGAUCCUGGAGUGUGCUCUGAGGAAGAACCUUGUGUACACCAAGGCCACGCCCACCUUCCACCAUUGGAUGGUGGAGGACAGGAGGUGUGGCCUGACGUUCCAGAGGCCUGCUGAUGCUCGGGCCUUCGACAGAGGCGUACGGAAAGCCAUGGAGGACAUGGCAGAAGGCUCCACGACGUCCUCCUCAACACUCCAGAAUGAGGCAGAACUGGGCGACGAUGACGUGUUCACCAAUGCCACAGACAGCUCGUCUAACUCCUCCUCCGAGAGACUGGAGCCCUGUCUGCAGCCACUGGACUCCUCCCCCCUCGCUGACUCAUCCCACUUACACAACAACUGCAUCCUGGGAAACGACCUCCACGAACCCUAUAGGUUGUCAGACCACUACUUCCUAGAUCUGCCUCUGCCCCGCAUCCCUCGCCACGUCACCUUCCAGGACGACGAGGAGAUCGUCAGGAUCAACCCUCGGGAACGUUCCUGGGAGCUCCCCUUGGAAUCCUCCUCCCACUCGGAACUCCACAUGGACCAACUAGAACGCUCCUGGCUCACGGGCUAUGAGGACUACCGCCACGCCACCGUGCGCCACAAAUACAUCCGCCCGCCAGACGACUCUGAGUCCUAUGUCCACUUCGCUAAGAGCGAGCCACACAAACACCACUAUAGUUAUCCCCUGGUAUCCACACCGGUAGAUUCCUCCGACCCCAAACCUACCUUCAGACCUUUACCCAAGAGGCACCACUACGCCGGCUUGGGUUCGCAACACCGCCAUCCAGGGGAUCAGGGCUUCGGUGGGGGCGUGGUCUCGACCCAGCCCCAGCCCCUCCUCCCUGGCUCGUCUGAUGGACAGGACAAGAAGUGUGAGGAGGGAGGGGUUGGCGAGCGCCUGCAGUGCCAAUACUGCGGCGAAACGUUCUACGGCGGUAACAACCGACGGGGGCGCUGCCAGGAUGCGCCGGACCCGAUCAGGGCGUGCGUCUGGCGGGUCAGCUGCAUGUGGCUGGCCGACACACUGCUGUAUCACUGCAUGUCUGACCCGGAGGGGGACUACUCAGACCCCUGCUCCUGUGAGGGGGGGUGGCGAGGGGAGGUUGGGCACGCGCUGGGCAGCUCUGCUGGGGUUGUCCCUAGUGGCGCCGUGUCUCUGUCUGUACCCGCCCCUUCACGCCUGCCACCGGGCCGGGGUGGCGUGCGGGAGCUGCGGGGGCAGGCAUGAAGCCUCAAUGACAUAAACCCCAAAAAACACAUAGAGGGGAGAGUGGGAGGAGGGGGAGAAGAAGAGCGGUCCUAUGCCCCAUUUUGGUUUUGUGGUUUUGUUACUCUACAGACGGACGUGUAUAUACAGCGUUGGCGUGUUGUGGCUGCCAUUUUGAAAUGGCGUAAAGAUUGAUAAGCUCCUUCUUGUGUACUUGUCCUUCUCUCUCUCCUCUUUCCACGUGACUGUCUUGUUCCCUCCAUUCCUGUUUGAGGGAGGGACUCUUUAUUUUUUAUGGCUGACUAAUAUGUCAUGUAUCACAUACAACCAGGUACUUUCUACUAUUUACACCGACUUGGUGUUGAACAACUUGAAUUGUUUAGUUUGCGUACGUUGUUGUCCUGUGUGGUUGUUUUCUAGGAGAGACUGUUUGAUAUUAGACCUGGGUUCAUAUAGUAUUUGACAUUUUCAAAAAAAUUAUUUCAGUGUUUGUUCUAGCCGGCCUGAAGUGCCAGAUGGGCCAGAUGGGCGGGGUUUGCAGUGUUUAGACUCCUAUUGGUUCAUUAAUCCAGGCGAGAUCAAUCAAGCACAGUUUUAAGUCUUUGAAAUGAUUUCAAAUAGCAUUUGAACCCAGGUCCUUUUUUAGAUAGUUCUGUUUAUAUGCCACCAGGGUCGAUCCCAGCCCCCUCUAAACCGAACUGGCCUUCUGUCCCAAGUCCUUAGAGCAACGACUAGGAGAUAAGCCUAAAGCUGCUGCUGUAGUAGUGUGUGUGUGUGUGCGUGUGUGUGUGCGUGUGCGUAUGUGUGUAUGUGCACGUGUGUGUGUUGACUAAAGCCUCCUUUGGUGUUAGUAACAAAUGUUACCUCUUCGCUACCCCAGUACAUUUCAUUUACACCAUCUUUACAUAAACUGCAAUAUCAGCAUUUAUAAAGGUUUGAGUUGGACCCUACAAUCAACCAGGAAACCUUCCCACUGAUUAAGUCUAGUCCUGGACUUAAAAACAUACUCAAUGGAGAAUCCAUAUUGAACUAGCUUCUUAGUCCAGCACUAUCUUUCAUUUGUGUCCAGGAAGUUGGUGUAGAGCCUACUACACAGAGGUUCAACUUUAACCUCUCCGGUGAGAAUCAACAGGGACACAUUGAGUUUUGACGUUUUGAAUCCAAAGAUCAUUUUUAAUUGUAUUUAUUUUCUCUCUGAAUUGCCCCACCAGCCGCAGGGUGGACAGACAGACAGACAGACAGUGUCUAGAUACCGCAGGGUGGACAGACAGACAGUUGGUAGGAGAUAGUGUCUAGAUACCACAGGGCAGACAGACAGACAGACAGUUGGUAGGAGAUAGUGUCUAGAUACCACAGGGCAGACAGACAGACAGACAGUUGGUAGGAGAUAGUGUCUAGAUACCACAGGGCGGACAGACAGACAGACAGUUGGUAGGAGAUAGUGUCUAGAUACCACAGGGCCACAGGGUGCACAGACAGAUAUGCCAGUUGGUAGGAAAUAGAUAGACAGUGCCUAGAUACCUUCCUCUAAAGCCAGGAACACAUUUAGAAUGAGUCCCAAAUGGCACCCUAUUCUCAUAGGGCCCUGGUCAAAGUAGUGCACUAUAAACUGAAUAGGCUUCUAUUUGGGAUGCAUACUUAGCCUUUAAAAAGAAAAGGUUUUGGCAAAUCUGAGGUGUGUCAAUUUGGGUUUUAUCUCACCACUUGAGGUUUGAAAACGUCUGACAAUCGUAGAUGUUUGUGAAGCACUACUUUGAGACAUGGGUGUUAUUAACAUUUGAUACAGGUUCAAAGUUGAAAUGUACCUGCAGGAAAUCAACUGUAUAUGUAUCUAAUAUAUGAGAAAGGAAGUCAAACUCAAUAGGACUUUUCUAUUGAGAGAAUGAGUCAAUGAUAGAUUAUUAUUAUUAGCUUAUCAGCAUCGUGUACUCUCACUGAGGACCUAUAAGAAGCAGUUUCACCUUUGUCCCGCCCCCUUCUCACCAGUCACACACCUUUUCUCGUAUGAUUGACACUGCAGCUAUCCACUCCCAACACAAUUUUAAAGCCCAACACUAAUUACAAGAGGACUGGGGUCCGUUCAAGAGGGGGCGAUGUUCUGACAAAAAAAAUUCUGAUUUAGAAAUCAAAUCAAAUGUAUUUAUAUAGCCCUUCAUACAUCAGCUGAUAUCUCAAAGUGCUGUACAGAAACCCAGCCUAAAACCCCAAACAGCAAGCAAUGCAGGUGGAGAAGCACGGUGGCUAGGAAAAACUCCCUAGAAAUGAGACGAGUGGACAUGAUUCUGUCCCAGAGGCCAGUCUAUUCUACACAAGGUAGAAGUGUUCAUCAGGUACUGAAUGGAACAACAACAGACUGUAAUGGGAAGAACUAACGUGUCUGUUUGUUCCAUAGAAAUACAAUGGUGCGUUGUCAGGUAUGCAAUGUCAAUGCUCCUCUCCAACCUAAAUGGUUGAAUGAAUGUGUUGUUUCAUAGAAAUACAAUGGUGCGUUGUCAGGUAUGCAAUGUCAAUGCUCCUCUCCAUCCUAAAUGGUUGAAUGAAUGUGUUGUUCCAUACCGUGUUGCUGUAGAAGGUGAUUUGACCUAUCUGUUGUUGUCUGAAAGCUUCUAAUGGGGAAGGUUGUUUGGUAACUCGUUACGUAAAAGCCAACUGGUAUAAUGCCUUAUAACUUGUUAUAAGCAUGUAUGCACCUUUUAUAAAAGUGUCACAGGCACUAUAUGUUAAUUCA
This is a messenger RNA of Oncorhynchus kisutch (coho salmon), 4785 nucleotides long. Its product is annotated as sprouty-related, EVH1 domain-containing protein 2. The record is from RefSeq and is a predicted model, not a curated record. Gene Ontology annotation, biological process: multicellular organism development; negative regulation of MAPK cascade. Gene Ontology annotation, cellular component: membrane. The transcript has 6 exons. Gene Ontology annotation, molecular function: protein kinase binding. NCBI's taxonomy places the organism in Eukaryota, Metazoa, Chordata, Actinopteri, Salmoniformes, Salmonidae. Bases 627 to 2078 code for a protein of 483 amino acids.